AUGAUUUUCUCAAGUAGUACCGUGUUUCUCUUUUGGUACUUUGGUGCCUUCACCUAUGCGAGGCCAACUUAUCCUCCGGCCCUGCCACAGCCGGGAACGCCACAACGACCGAGUCCUCCAAACAAAGAGACACCAGACCAGUCUCUACUCAUCAGCCUGCCCGGAUAUGGCAGCUUCCAAGGCACCAAGCUGUUGAUGGAUCUGAAGAAGACGGAGACUUUCAGCAGACCGGUAGAUGCUUGGUUGAAUGUCGAGUACUCUACGCAGCCGGUUGGACCAGGCCGGUUCAAGCCAGUUACCUGGCCUGCGCCUUUUGAUGGCACAAAAGAUGCGACAGCGAAUGGACCGGCUUGCUUCCAGAACAUGUACAGCUCGCUGGGACAGUCUGAGGCUUGCCUCACCAUCAAUGUCUACCGACCAUCUGGCGUCUCCAUGGAAAAGAAGCUGCCAUCUUUGGUCUACCUGCACGGUGGAUCAUUUGUUUCUGGCUCCCACCGCAGCUUCGAUGGUGCCACGUUUGUUGAGAGAAGCACGGAGCCUCUCAUGGUCGUCACAGUGCAGUAUCGCCUUGGCGCACUAGGCACUCUCCCUGCAAAGUUCAUGGAAGAAGAGGGUCUUUUGAACCUGGGGAUCCGAGAUCAAAAGAUGGCGCUGGAGUUUUUGCAAAAAUACAUUGGUCACUUUGGAGGCGACAAGGACCAGAUCACGCUUGGUGGACAGAGUGCUGGCGGCCACGCUGUUGGCAUUCAUCUCUUCCACAACUAUGCUGAGGAUGCUGGCAAGCCAUUGUUCAGCAAGGCUGCCAUUUCAUCUGGUUCGCCGACUGCUCGUGCAUUCCCAGGUAUCGACUAUCCGCUCUACCAACGCCAAGUUGCAGACUUUAUGGAUUAUCUCAACUGUCCUGAAUCACCUACCUCGGAAGCGCUUGCGUGCCUGGAGGCAUCUGAAGUGGAUGAUAUCCAGUUCAUUUCCUCGUCAAUCUACAAUGCCCACAACUACAACAUCACAUGGCCCUGGCAGCCUGUUUCUCCAGGACCAAUCUUUGAGAAGCGUGGCUCGACAUCUGGCGAGGAAGGAACUUUCUUCAAGGUCCCUCUCCUCAUCUCUUCUACUACCGACGAAGGCAAAGCUUUCGCACCACAGGACCUACGCACUGAUGCCGAGUACCUCACCUUCUGGGAAACUCUGACCCCAGGCCUGAACGCCGAGGAUCUUGCUGAUCUGGAGCAAUUGUACCCCAACACAAAGAUUGCACCCGGCACACUGGGAUACGUUUCCGACCAAUUCGAGCGUCUCUCCGCUGCUUACGGAGACUACUCGUACAUCUGCCCCGUCCAAGACACCGCGGUUGUCCUCUCCUCCGCCUCCGCACCCGUCUACAAGGCGCGCUGGAACACACCCAACUUCUCGCCAACAUACAGAGGCAUACCCCAUGCCAGCGACUCUCUCUACUUCAACGGCCAGCUCAACACACAAUACCCGGAGAUAUCCGUGCUCUACAGCGCAUACUGGGCGAGUUUCGUCGUCAGUGGCGAUCCAAACACGCAUCGUGUUGCCGACUCUGCGGUCUGGGAGAAGUACGAGGGUGCUGGAAGUAAGCAGUUGGUAGUUAGCCCUCCAGACCAAGGUGGCGCGUAUAUGGAGGAUGAGGGAGUGGCAAUUAGGUUGGAGCAGUGUAAAUGGUGGAGGGACCCGGAGCGGGCGAAGAGGCUUAAUAAGUAA
This is a messenger RNA of Bipolaris victoriae FI3, 1722 nucleotides long. RefSeq lists its product as hypothetical. The coding region runs from base 1 to 1722 and encodes 573 amino acids. Gene Ontology annotation, molecular function: hydrolase activity. The record is from RefSeq and is a predicted model, not a curated record. Lineage: Eukaryota; Fungi; Ascomycota; Dothideomycetes; Pleosporales; Pleosporaceae. The transcript has a single exon.